AGGAAAUACUUGAAUAAUCUCACGAGAAAUUAGGAGAUAGUGAUUAUUGUUUACAUUUCAAAAACAUGAGAACCAAACCGAAUCGAUUCGAUUUCAUAUUAAAUGAUAACAUUGGAACCGCCAUAACAUUUUUUGCAUAGGAUGAGGAACGCGCCAGGUAUCGAACUUUAUUUUGAUCGACAUUAAAUUCGGGACUGAAAUCAUCUCGCACAAGAGAAAGUGCCUCGCUUGAAGAAUUAAUUUACAGCAGAUAAAAAAAAAAACACGCCGGGGCCAGAGGGUGGCCAUUCUUUUGUACAAGAUACCCGCUAUAUGGAUGUUGUGGUUCUCGAAGAAAGGAAUGUGAUUGUGUGGGGAUCCCCGCGUACGGAGUACUGAAAGGCGGGUUUGGGAUACCCCCAGGUUUUCGAGGCCUCAAAGGGAAACCUCCGCUGUCUGCCGUGAAGCCCUGCUGCUUACCCGCGUCUUGAUUUUGUAGAGUCAGUACGCGAGGGACGUGGUGGUGUAUGAGGCCUGGCUUGGGAGUGUCUGCCUAGCACUGGGGAGAGACAACGGGGAUAUUUUUGGGCAGUAAUUGGCUCUUCGGAGGACUACAGGCAAUAUUUAUAAGACCAUGAUGGAAGAACUGCAUAGCCUGGACCCCCGGCGGCAGGAGCUGCUGGAGGCGCGAUUUACUGGCGUUGGUGUAGCUAAGGGUUCUGGACAAAAUGAGUCAUCGAAUCAGAGUCUGUGCAGUGUGGGCUCUCUCAGUGAUAGAGAGCUGGAGACUCCAGAAAAGAAAGUGAACGAUCAGAGGUCAAGAAAACGGAAAGCAGACCCUUUCGACGGCACACCAGGCAAAGCAGGCGCAAGGGGACACAAGAUUAGUGACUACUUUGAGUUUGCGGGAGGCAGUGGCCCUGGUACCAGUCCUGCCAGGGGGGUUCCCCCAGUGGCUCGCUCUUCCCCCCAGCAUUCCCACUCCAACCCCCCUGUCACGGUGCAGCAAGGAAGUCCCUCAUCUAUGGGUUCAGCUAACACUGAGCAAUUAACGUGUUCUCUGAAAUCUGUCACUCUGCAGUUGUUUCACAAAGCCACACAGUCCGACCUUACGAUAGAGAAGCUAACUGCAAUGGAGAACAACAAGAACUCUGACCUUGAGAAGAAAGAGGGAAGAAUUGAUGAUCUGUUGCGGGCGAACUGUGACCUACGGCGGCAGAUAGACGAGCAGCAGCGCAUGCUGGAGCGAUACAAGGAGCGUCUCAACAAGUGUGUGACUAUGUCCAAGAAGCUGCUGAUUGAGAAGUCAAAGCAAGAGAAAAUGGCCUGCCGAGACAAGAGCAUGCAGGACCGGCUUCGGCUGGGCCACUUCACCACCGUCCGGCACGGGGCCUCCUUCACAGAACAGUGGACGGACGGAUACGCCUUCCAGAACCUCAUCAAGCAGCAGGAGAGGAUCAACUCUCAGCGAGAGGACAUCGAGAGGCAGCGGAAGCUCCUGGCCAAGCGCAAGCCGCCCUCCAUGGCCCAGACUCCACCCCUGAGCCUGGAGCCCAACAAACGCAAGAGCAAGGCCAACGGGGCAGAGAGCGAAGCGUACGGCGCCCUUCUCGCUUCUACUGUGUGUGUGUCUGUGUCUGUGUCUGUGUCUGUGUUUGUGUGUGUUUGUGUGUGUCUGUGUCAUCAAUGCCAAAAAACACACUGUGUUUUAUAUCCUCACAGGUUAUCACAGGCAGAGUACCACGAACAGGAGGAGAUCUUUAAACUGAGAUUAGGGCAUCUUAAAAAGGAGGAGGCUGAGAUCCAGGCAGAGCUGGAGAGGCUGGAACGUGUCCGGAACCUGCACAUUAGGGAGCUAAAGAGAAUCCACAACGAAGACAACUCACAAUUCAAAGAUCAUCCGACCCUCAACGACCGCUAUCUGCUGCUCCACCUUCUCGGGCGAGGUGGCUUCAGUGAAGUUUAUAAGGCAUUUGACCUGACAGAACAGCGGUACGUCGCGGUCAAAAUCCACCAGCUGAACAAGAACUGGAGGGAUGAGAAGAAGGAGAACUAUCACAAACAUGCGUGCCGGGAGUAUAGAAUUCACAAAGAGCUUGAUCACCCGCGGAUAGUCCGCCUCUACGACUACUUUUCACUUGACACCGACUCGUUCUGCACGGUUCUGGAGUAUUGUGAGGGGAACGACCUUGACUUCUAUCUGAAGCAGCACAAGCUCAUGUCGGAGAAGGAGGGGCGCUCCAUCAUAAUGCAGAUUGUCAACGCCCUCAAGUAUCUUAACGAGAUCCGACCGCCCAUCAUCCACUAUGACCUCAAACCAGGUAACAUCCUUCUGGUGAACGGAACGGCCUGUGGAGAGAUCAAAAUCACAGACUUCGGCCUGUCCAAGAUCAUGGAUGAUGACAGUUACAACUCUGUUGACGGCAUGGAGCUGACGUCCCAAGGAGCAGGCACAUACUGGUACCUGCCCCCAGAGUGCUUUGUGGUUGGCAAGGAGCCUCCUAAAAUAUCCAGCAAGGUGGAUGUGUGGUCAGUGGGAGUCAUAUUCUACCAGUGCUUGUAUGGUCGCAAGCCUUUCGGUCACAACCAGUCCCAGCAGGACAUCCUGCAGGAAAACACAAUACUGAAGGCAACCGAGGUGCAGUUCCCCCCAAAGCCAGUAGUCACACCUGAAGCAAAGGCCUUUAUAAAGCGCUGCCUGGUCUAUCGCAAAGAGGACCGCAUCGACGUGCACCAGCUGGCCAGUGACCCCUUUCUCAUGCCCCAUAUCCGCAAGUCGGUGGCCUCCUCGGGAGGCUCGGGCACCGCCAUGGCGUCCACCUCCAGCUCCUCUAACAGCAGUGCUUCAAACUGAGCCCCCGUCUCCAUGACGUACUGACCUGAGCCGUGGUGGCGGUGGGGCCGAGAGAGAGAGAGAGAGAGAGAGGGAGGUGGAAGUAUCAGCCUCGUCAUCCCCUCCUCAGCGGUGUCCCACUUUGCCAUGUUGCGAUGAAGAGAAACGACCCCGUUACUGGCAAAGGGGAGGGUCACGUGAUGCGGGGGUCACGGAGAGGGGGAUUGUGCUAGGGGUUGGCCUCUCCAACCCGCAACGCCUCUAUCCCAUGUGUCCGACCAACCCAUCCCCCCUACACCCUCUCUCCCACCCAACAGAUCAGGGUGGAGCUGGUCUGGGGGUCAAAGCCCUAGACUACCCGGCAGAGCAGGGGGGGGGACCGGGCGUGAUAGCACGUUGGGUGAGAAGUUAGGGGUUCUGCUUUUGAGAUUUUAUAUUGUUAUGCUAAUUAUUUCCGGAGGAGCAAGAGAGCGAAAGAAAAUACUUUUUAGAAAUGCUUCAGCUUGAAAGAAGUUGACAAAGCCCUCCAAUCUACAUGUAAAGAGACAAACAGGCAAACCUAAUACACACGCGUAUGCAUGAACUGCUCUGGACCCAGGUCCAUUUGAGCCCCCCAUUUAUUUAUUUUUUUCAGUUUCCCAAAAAAUGAUUUGCUUCCUACACCCCUGAACCCAACCGGGAGUGCCAGUCUAUAUGCCUGUAAGUGUACCGAACCUAAAGCCUGGUCCUUGUUUUAAUUCCAGAACCAGACUGCUUGUUAAGUGGGCCGGCAAAGAAGCUCCACUUCUCCACCCAUCCACCCCUUUCGCCCACACACCCCGCUCUCAAGUGUCCUCUCAAAACUCCUGUGACCAAAGUUUGCAACUUCCAGUUGGUGGCAGUGUUCCACUGGAUCUUGAAUGGUUUAAGAGUUCAUGUUGCUUGAUGUGAAGUGGAAGAUGUUGAAUCAUCCUUUUUUUUUCGUUUCUUUUUUAUUUUAAAUCUUCGAUUUUACCAGUUUCAUGGACCCCAUUUUUUUUUUUCAAGUUGCCUUCAAUGAGAGCUGUUUUAAUUGGUCUCUGUUCCAUAAACACACUUAUUUAUUUAGUUAUGUUUUAAUUUUUCGCCAUUGAAAUGCAAGGGACUGGUUUACCUUAUAAUAGUACUGUUUGGCGGGGGACAGAUUGGGCCUUAGCAAAGAAUUGCAUCAACCAUUAAAUACUAUUGGUUAAAAUUUG
Molecule: messenger RNA, 4029 nt
Organism: Gadus morhua (Atlantic cod)
Lineage: Eukaryota; Metazoa; Chordata; Actinopteri; Gadiformes; Gadidae
Gene: tlk2
Product: tousled-like kinase 2
Exons: 20
Coding region: 614-2833 (739 amino acids)
Biological process (GO): intracellular signal transduction; chromosome segregation; peptidyl-serine phosphorylation
Cellular component (GO): nucleus; perinuclear region of cytoplasm
Molecular function (GO): protein serine/threonine kinase activity; ATP binding
Source: RefSeq, a predicted model, not a curated record